Coffea eugenioides is the source of this 625-nucleotide messenger RNA. RefSeq names its product peptidyl-prolyl cis-trans isomerase FKBP12. Bases 98 to 436 code for a protein of 112 amino acids. NCBI's taxonomy places the organism in Eukaryota, Viridiplantae, Streptophyta, Magnoliopsida, Gentianales, Rubiaceae. The record is from RefSeq and is a predicted model, not a curated record. The transcript is spliced from 5 exons. Gene Ontology annotation, molecular function: peptidyl-prolyl cis-trans isomerase activity.
AGUAUUUAAUAACCGGAACCAAAGCAAAUAUCCAAAAAGCAACAGCAGGCAAAUUCACUACUAAGUAAUUCACAGUUCAGCGCUCAGCCGUGAAAGAAUGGGAGUGGAGAAGCAAGUCGUAAGGCCCGGAGGGGGACCCAAACCCGUUCCCGGUCAGACCGUCGCCGUCCACUGUACCGGUUUCGGAAAGAACCGUGAUUUGUCUAAAAAAUUCUGGAGCACCAAGGAUCCAGGGCAGCAGCCGUUUGCUUUCCAGAUUGGCCAGGGGAAAGUUAUCAGAGGAUGGGAUGAAGGUGUACUUGGAAUGCAAGUGGGAGAAGUUGCGCGCUUAACGUGUUCCCCCGACUAUGCUUAUGGUCCUGGUGGUUUCCCAGGAUGGGGCAUUGAGCCUAACUCUGUUCUGGUUUUCGAGAUUGAAGUAUUGGGUGUUCAGUAAUUACUGGCUCUGAUGCUGCGGGUGGCCGAUGGUAGACAUCUGAUGUAGAGUCCUUCAGCAGUGGGUGUUAGUUAAUUAUAGUUUGUAUUUUUAUCUGAAUAAAAAGGCUUCGAGCUCUUCAGCCUGCCGCCCGAUGUAGAAUGCUUUAGCAGUGGGUGUUACUCUGUAACUGGUGCCGAAAUUGCAGCC